Messenger RNA from Daucus carota subsp. sativus, 4267 nucleotides. RefSeq lists its product as uncharacterized. The record is from RefSeq and is a predicted model, not a curated record. Gene Ontology annotation, cellular component: cytoplasm; nuclear pore. Gene Ontology annotation, molecular function: nuclear export signal receptor activity; small GTPase binding. The transcript has 29 exons. Gene Ontology annotation, biological process: protein export from nucleus. NCBI's taxonomy places the organism in Eukaryota, Viridiplantae, Streptophyta, Magnoliopsida, Apiales, Apiaceae. Bases 607 to 3753 code for a protein of 1048 amino acids.
UAUAUUAACCGCAAGUACACACAAAAUCCACUCUGUAAAAAUUCCUCUACAAGCCAUCCCCACCGCCUUGCUGUUACUCAUUUGCUUCAAUCCCCCCUGCACUACCUCAGAUUAGGUUUUCACUAAUCUGUCUAUACACACACAUCCUGUAUCUAUAUCCAAUACAUACCUGAACGAACUCAUCUUCUGCAACUUAACGUGCACGACAUAUGGUAUAAUUUAAAGCUGAAGGGAACUACAUUCACAGGGCUUCGCGGAUCAUCAAUCUUGUGGUGGUUUAUGUUGAACCGUCAUUUUUUACAUUUUUCAUUUCAUGUUUUAGAUACAAUCAUUUAAGGUUGAAAUAUUUGUCUGUAUAUCGUGUAAGACAAGUAUACAACAUUCUACUAUUGGCGUUGUAUCGAUACCAACAACUUUGGAAGGUUGAUGUUUGAUUUAAUUUGAGACGUGUUCAAUUAUCUCAUUCUCUCUGCAUUUUGGGCUUUAAAUAUAUAUAUUACUUGCUUGGGAGCUGUGUAUAAGUAUAUAUUGGUUAUACGCUGCAUAAGGAGAAUAAAUUCUCUGUGGUUUUAUUCCUCAAAAUCAGAACACUUCUCUUUACUGCUGAUGGAGAACUUAGCACAGCUGGAAUCUCUGUGUGAAAGGCUGUACAAAUCUCAGGAUUCCGUUGAACGAUCUCAUGCCGAAAAUGCGCUCAGAUGCUUUUCAGUAGACAGUAACUACAUUCUGCAGUGUCAAUAUAUUCUAGAGAAUGCAUCAACUCCAUAUGCACUAAUGAUGGCCAGCUCGAGUCUGUUAAAACAAGUCACUGAUCACCGUCUACCUUUGCAGCUACGGCUUGAUAUUCGAAACUAUGUUUUAAGCUAUCUGGCGACCAGGGGGCCUAAAUUGGAGAAUUUUGUUAUUGGAGCUCUAAUUCAUGUUCUAUGCCGAAUCACAAAAUUUGGGUGGCUUGAAGAUGACAACUUUAGAGAGGUGGUUAAGGAGUCCAUGAAUUUCCUGAGUCAGGAAGCUUCUCACUAUAUCAUUGGACUGAAGAUAUUGAAUCAACUGAUUGCUGAAAUGUUUCAGUCCAAUCCAGUACUGUCAAUGACACAGCAACGGAGGGUGGUAGUUUCAUUCAGAGAGCAGUCUCUUUUACAAAUAUUCCGAAUAUCACUGUCUUCUUUAUCUCAACUGAAAACUGAUGUUGGAAGCAAUUUACAAAAGCUGGCUCUUUCACUAGCUCUAAAAUGCCUAACAUUUGAUUUUAUGGGGACAUCAGUCGACGAAAGUUCUGAAGAGUUUGGAUCUAUUCAGGUCCCAUCUGCUUGGAAGCAAGUAAUUGAGGACUCCUCAACUUUGCAGAUAUUUUUUGACUACUAUGCACUGGGUUUACCCCAGAUAUCGAGGGAGGCUUUAGAGUGCUUGGUCCGUUUGGCUUCUGUUAGAAGAUCUUUGUUUACUAAUGCAGCCGCACGACUCAAAUAUCUUUCACAUCUGAUGAUUGGGACAAAAGAUAUUUUACAGACAGGGAAAGGUUUGGCUGAUCAUGGCAACUACCAUGAGUUUUGUCGCCUUCUCGGACGCUUUAAGAUUAAUUAUGAUUUGUCUGAGAUUGUGAGCACUGACUGCUAUAACGAUUGGAUACGCUUAGUGGCGGAGUUUACGCUGAAGUCUCUACAAUCCUGGCAGUGGGCUAGCAGCAGUAUAUACCAUCUUCUUGAGCUUUGGUCCAAAUUGGUGACAUCUUUAAGAAACUUUAAGGGUGAACGACCAAGCUUGCUUAAUGAAUAUGUUGUAGAAAUUGUGCAGCGUUUUAUCUCCUCAAAAUUCGAUUCUUUCCAGGUUGAAUUAUCUGAUGACGAUUCUGAAAAUCCACUUGAUAAUUCUGAACUUCUUCAGGAACAGCUUGAGUGCUUUCGUCAUCUUUGUAGAUUUCAGUAUGAGAGCUGUUGCAAGUACAUUUCGCAAAUAAGUGAUCCUAUCAUGCAGUUCUAUAUGGAAGCAACAGGUCUCGAGUCCAAUGGGGUAAACAGUAAUCUGUCUCUUCUUGAAACCAAACUUGCUUGGAUGGUUCAUAUAGUUGCUGCAAUCUUAAGGAUAAAGUCUAGUGGGGAAUCAGAUGAACUACAUGAUGCAGAACUUUCAGCUCGUGUAUUCAACUUGAUCAACAUUACUGAUAGAGGAUUCCAAAAUCAGAGAUAUAGUGAAUUAAGCAAGCAGCGACUGGAUGAUGCUAUUUUACAAUUUUUCCGGCAUUUCCUCAAGUCUUAUAUUGGUGAGCAGGCAAUGGAAUCAUCCAAGAGGCUGUAUGCCCGGUUUUCAGAGCUUCUUGGAGUCAGUGAUCAUUUACAAGUGUUGAAUGUUAUCAUUGGAAAGAUUGCAACAAAUCUCAAGUGUUAUGCUGAGAGUGAGGAUGCUAUUGCUCAAAAUUUGAACCUUUUCUUGGAAUUAGCUUCAGGAUACACAAGUUGCAAGCUGCUUUUGAAAUUGGAUACGGUUCAAUCGAUAAUUAUUCACAGCAAUAGGGAGCAUUUUUCUUUUCUCCGAGACAACAGAUUCUCUCGUACCAGAACAACUUUCUUCUACACUAUUGGCUUGCUGGUUUUUGCAGAAGACAAUAAUUCGAAAUUUAAGUCUUCGGUUGAUCCUCUUAUGCAGGUCUUUGUCAAUUUGGAAAUGAUACCCGAUGGAAUGUUUCGAACUGAUACUGUUAAACAAGCAUUAGUCGGACUGAUGCGUGAUCUCAGAGGACUUGCUAUGGCUACAAAUAGCCGCAAAACAUAUGGUUUACUCUUUGACUGGCUAUAUCCUGCACACAUGCCGCUUCUUUUGAAGGCAAUUACAUAUUGGGCCGACACACCAGAGGUUACAACUCCAUUAUUGAAAUUCGUUGCUGAAUUUGUUCUGAACAAAUCUCAGCGUGUGACUUUUGAUAUGACAUCUGCUAACGGCAUACUGCUUUUUCGAGAAGUCAGCAAAUUACUUGUUACAUAUGGAUCAAGAAUUUUGCCACUUGCUCAUCAUGGAGAUAUCUAUGCAUUCAAGUACAAGGGAAUUUGGAUUUCGUUGACUAUUUUUUCACGAGCAUUGGCCGGUAAUUACGUGAAUUUUGGGGUCUUCGAACUAUAUGGUGACCGUGCACUUGCAGAUGCUCUUGAUAUUUAUAUAAAGAUGAUACUCUCGAUUCCUUUGACUGAUCUACUGGCAUACCAAAAGCUUGCACGGGCAUACUUUGCUUUCUUGGAAAUUCUCCUCAAAACCCAGAUUACAUUUGUUUUGAAUCUUGAUUCAAUCACCUUUACAUUUAUAGCUGGAACUAUUCAAGCUGGUCUGAGAUCACUGGAUGCAAAUAUUUUGAGUGAGUGUGCAUAUGCCGCGGAUUAUAUAGCUACAUAUUAUUUCAACCAUAUAACAUCUGGAGAGUUACCUACUACUCCCGCCUCUUUAAAUCUUGCCCGACUUGUUGCAGAUUGUCCUGGUCUAUUUCCAGAAAUGCUGAAGUCCCUCUUCGAGACUGUUCUAUUUGAUGACUGUGGGAACCAGUGGACUCUGAGCAGACCAAUGCUCAGUUUGAUGCUCAUAAAUGAAGAGAUGUUUGUCAACUUAAAAGCUCAGAUUCUGGUGACACAAGUGGUGGGUGAACAACCACGUCUCUCUGCUUGCUUCGAUAAUCUUAUGAUGGGUAUCAGCCGAAACUUGGAAGCAAAGAACAGGGACAAGUUUUCCCAAAAUUUAACCAGGUUCAGGAAUGAAUUUCGUCAGAGAUGAGGAUUUCUUGAAGACAUCGAAGAAUCAAUGUAUAUGUCGUGAAGAAAAGGCCAGAAAUAGUAGUGAAAAGUGAAGACACAGAUUAUAGAAAAAUUAUAGAUAAAUGAGGGAAUUACCUUGCAGGAUUUACAAAAGGGGUUGAUAUUUGGUGUACAUGUAUAAGAUUAGACUUAGGUAAAGUCGUAUAUGAAACAAAUGUAUCUCAGGUUUGGAAUUAUGAUCUCUGUAUUGGUGCGAACUGCAAAGCGAUGAGAUAAAUCUGCUUGGGUGGGGUAUAGUUAUAGACUUGUAGUUAAUCACACCCCCAAUAUUUUAUCUUUUUAGGUAAUGCAACUUAGCGGGGAAUAGUUAUAAACUUGUAGACUAGUUGAUCACACCCCCAACCUUCAAUCCUUUCAGAAGAAUGCAAAUCUUUCUGAAAGUGAAGUAGUUUUGGAAAUAAAAAAAAUCCGGAGUUAAGUUUAUGUUUUUUCAAGUACAUAAUAUUGAAAUAGUAAAUAAUGUGUUUUGAUGA